AUGAAGAGAGGACAUCACAACCGUGUCGUCGAAAAUGGAAGCAGUCCAGCUCCUUCGCCGGUUCCUCCAUUCCAGUAUCACCAUCAACCGCGUGUUUCGGAUAGUGGAAAUAGUGGCCAUCGGGGAUCUGCACCGUCUAAUGUCCGCUCACUUCCUCAAGAUCAAGUCAAUGUUGGGCAGUCAUUAAAUCGCAAUUUGACGCCAACUUCACAGAUGGGAAGGCAGACUCCUGUCCAAAGACCCAUGUCUGCGUACUCUGAUAUGGGACCCAGAGGCCGCUCGCCCGGUGGACCUAUGUCAGGAUCUCCAAAUUGGGGCGUGCGUGCUCCAUCAGCACAUUCUGGGCGAUCCCAUGACAGCAGGCCAAUUUCUUACAUUGAUCUUGCAAAUACAUCUUACCCCCAGCCACCGCCAGCUCCUAUUUCUCUGGACAACUCUCAGUUGAGAUCGGUUGUGGGCUCAAACGCUUCCCUUCUCACGAUGGGACAGACACUUGAGAUGUAUCGCCAGAAUGUGAAAAAGUUAAACGGCGCUGAGACUCAAUAUGCCUUUGCAAUUUACCUCAUACAAGCUGCGCGGGAAGGAGGGACAGGGGCAGAUUCGACAUCAGAAAAUCCAAGCCCAAAACCAGGAGGCAACCGCGCGGAUAGUCCCUAUAUUGAGAAGGUCCAGACUUCGCCGCAAGAGCUACUUUCAGAAGCAAAACACAUCUUGCAGAAGCUGUCAGACCGAGCAUAUCCAUUCGCGCAGUACUACCUGGCAGAUGGCUAUGCUUCAGGUCUAUUCAAUAAGGGGAAGGAGGAUUACGGGCAAGCUUUCCCAUUGUUCGUUGCAGCGAGCAAACAUGGUCAUGCCGAAUCUGGCUAUCGAGCUGCAUUGUGCUAUGAAUUUGGAUGGGGUUGCAGGAAAGACCCAGCCAAGGCCGUACAAUUUUAUCGACAAUCAGCAUCCAAGAAUCACCCUGGUGCCAUGACUCGUCUUGGCCGAGCUUGUCUCUCUGGAGAUCUCGGUCUCAACAAAUAUCGAGAGGGCUUGAAAUGGCUCAAGCGGGCAACUGAAUCUGCAGACGUGCAGUACAACGCAGCGCCAUAUCAUCUCGGGCUCUUGUACGAGACGGGGUAUGGAGAUGACAUCUUCCAAGAUGAGAUCUAUGCCGCACAGCUAUUUACACAAGCUGCCGACUUAGGACACCCCGAAGCUUGUUAUCGUCUAGGCGAUGCUUAUGAGCAUGGGAAGUUAUCAUGUCCGCGUGAUCCAGCUCUGAGCGUACACUUUUACACGGGAGCCGCGCAGAGAGGACACCCGGCGGCCAUGAUGGCGCUCUGUGCUUGGUAUAUGGUUGGCGCGGAGCCCGUUCUCGAGAAGGAUGAGAACGAGGCAUACGAAUGGGCGCGCCAAGCAGCCGAGUGCGCAGGUCUUACCAAGGCAGAGUAUGCUGUUGGCUACUUCACCGAGAUGGGAAUUGGCACCCGACGGGAUCCUCUGGAAGCCAAUGUAUGGUAUGUGAAAGCAGCGGAGGCUGGCGACGAACGGGCAAAACAUAGAAUUGCAGUAAUUCGAGCAGCAGCGAGUGGCGGGACACCGAUGGAGGUUGCGCCGCCGAGACAAGGGACGAAAGUCAAGAAGAGCCACAGUAGGAACGAGAAGACUGGGCAUAAUGACAAGGACUGCGUGGUCAUGUAG
Molecule: messenger RNA, 1683 nt
Organism: Hyaloscypha bicolor E
Lineage: Eukaryota; Fungi; Ascomycota; Leotiomycetes; Helotiales; Hyaloscyphaceae
Product: HCP-like protein
Exons: 2
Coding region: 1-1683 (560 amino acids)
Molecular function (GO): protein binding
Source: RefSeq, a predicted model, not a curated record